Molecule: messenger RNA, 3332 nt
Organism: Diospyros lotus (date-plum)
Lineage: Eukaryota; Viridiplantae; Streptophyta; Magnoliopsida; Ericales; Ebenaceae
Product: exopolygalacturonase-like
Exons: 3
Coding region: 1939-3249 (436 amino acids)
Biological process (GO): carbohydrate metabolic process
Molecular function (GO): polygalacturonase activity
Source: RefSeq, a predicted model, not a curated record
AAUCUAUUCAUAUUAUAGCAUAUAAAUGAUAAUGAAAUUGAAUUCAGAUGUUUUAGGAAAUUGAAUAUGAAGGUGAUUUGUCAGAUAUAUACUCUUUAUGCAUUUCUUUAAUCAACUUAUAAUGUGUUAUGCAUUUCUUGUAGUAUGAUCUAGAGCUGGUAAUUUUGGACACGACUAGAUUACACGAUACGACACGAUACGGAGUUAAGCGGGUUAGAGUUGGGGUUAAUUGGGUUCGGGUCAACCCGUUUAUAACACGAUUAUUUUAGUGUAUUAGGCAGGUCAACCCGUCUAACCUGUUUAAAUACGAAAUGACACGUUUAAUUAAACGUGCUAACGGGUUGACCCAAACACAUUAACACGAUUAUAUACGAAAUGACACGUUUAAUUAAAAUGAUUAGUGGGUUGAUUUGAACACAUUAACACGAUUAUACACGAAAUAACACGUUUAAAACUAAAUAACACGUUUAACAUGUGACACAACACGACCCAUUUAAAUUAAACGGGUUAAACAGGUUAACAGGUGACACGACACGACACGUUUAGUUAAACGGGUCGUGUCGUGUUACACGUUUAAUAAACGUGUCGUGUUCGAGUUUAAGGAAUUCGACACGAUUAUUAAACGGGUCGUGUUCGAGUUAGCCUGACACGCGUUAUACGUGUGUCUCGACACGACACGAUUACGACCCGCCAACGCAAAUUGCCACCCCUAGUAUGAUCCAUAUGGACUUUUUUUUUUCUUUUUAUUCAAAAAAUUAAUUUUAAGAGAUACUUUAUAUGAUAAUUCGAGUUAGUUUAACAUUGAACCUAGGAGAACAAGUUACAUGUCUCUAUAAUGCCUUUUAGUUCAACCCGUCAAAAAACCAUCCAAAAAGACAAAAAAAUGAUCAAGCCUUGGGUUCUUGCACUCUCACGAAACCAGCCAAGGUAGUAUUAUUUUUGGGUGAAUAAUACUCUUUUAAGCCAAUUGACCUACCAUUUGAGCAGCGAUCCAUACCCACAAAGCUAUAGUUACUUAGAGCAUCUUCAUGGCGAGUGGCAUAUAAGGUGUCAUUUCUAUAACCGUCGAAAUGACAUCUCAGAUUAAAAAUUAACCACUUUAAUGGGGGUGGGAUAUGGGGUUAUAAAAUGGCAACAACUCUCUUGAGGUGUCAUUUUUAUAAUUUUUGGAAAGAGAAAAAGGAAGAGAUGCAAACUCUAACCGUUAUUUCUAAUUGGUCUAUUUUAACUUUUAUUAUAAAAUAUUAAUUAUUUGAAUUUAAAAUUUAAUAAAAAACAUUAAAAUAUUAAUGAUACCUUUAUUUUGACACUUGCCAUUAGAGCAGAUUUAUUUUUUAGAAGUGCUAUAACACUAUUUAAAGUUAUAAACAGGUAAUUUAGCACUUCAAAAUGACACUCUCUUUUGAAAAUGCUCUUAUGUCUUGGUUGAAAUAUCAUUAUAGCUAGUAUGUUUCAUUUCCUUUUCACUCUCACUCAUUGCUCCUAAUAGAGAUAUGGUUUCCUUUUUGCUUUAUGUUUUGACUAUCUGUCUAGUUAAUAAAUCCGAUCUAUUGUAUCCAUUUUUCGUCUCAUUAAUUAAAAUUUAACGUUAUUUCAAAAUUCAUUCUACAAUUAAUAGAAAAAAAUUCAUCUCUUCAUCUUUUCUAUCGUUAGUUUCGAAUAAUUACUAUAUUUGGUGAUGUGUACUAAUUUGAUAACUUUAUUUUUUUAUUUAGGAAGACAGCUACAAGGAUAAGAAAUAGGGAAAGGAGAUCUGAACUGAUUAAAUAGUUAUGAUUUUUAUCCAAAAGCUUCAUAUUUCCUAUCAAAUUGAUUUUUAUCAGAAUAUGGUUAUUGGAGGAUAAUAUUGAAAAGAUCCUUUCUUUCCACUAUACACUUCGAAUCUCAUUUCAAUUUGAAGUGAAUUUAUCCGAAUGGAGAAGUUUUCAAAGCCACCGGAUGCUGCCGGGCAGGGUGUGUGUGUAUAUAUAUCGCCAUGAUGAUAUGCAGAAGAAGCCAAUCAAUCAAUCAAUCAUGGCUUCCAUAAUCUCCAUGUUUGCAGCCUUCUUUUGCUGCUUCCUGCUGCUGGCUUCGACGUGCCCAACCGAUGCCCGCAAACAUCUCCAUAAGAAGGAGAAGUUCAACGUCAAGGAUUACGGGGCUGUCGCAGACGGCCGAACCGACGACAGCCCGGCAUUUUUGAAGGCUUGGAAGGACGCAUGCCAGUGGGACGGAAAGGGCAAGGUUUGGAUCCCACGGGGGACAUACUUGUUAAAGCCGGUGACCUUUAAGGGCCCCUGCAAGGGCGAACAUGUCCAUUUUGUGAUCAAGGGCACGCUCACUUCUCCCGGCCAGCUUGACCAGUUCGCCGCCGGCGAUCGCAACUGGAUCAGCUUCCAGUACGUCGAAGGAUUGAAAGUCAGAGGCGGCGGCACUCUCGACGGCCAGGGCUCGCUGGCUUGGGGCUACAAUGACUGCUCCACCAACUCCGAUUGCAAGCCCCUUCCUGUUACGAUGGGGUUCGAUUUCGUGAAAAAGGGGAGGGUUUUUGACAUAAGUUCAGUGAACAGCAAGAGUACCCACUUCAACCUCUUCGGCUGCGACGACUUUCACCUGAGCUUCAUCCGCAUAAGCGCCCCUCAGCUCAGCCCCAAUACCGACGGAAUCCGCAUCGGAUCCUCCACCAACGUCAAGAUCCGGCACGCCGUCAUCGGCACCGGCGACGACUGCGUCUCCGUCCUCUCCGGCAGCCAGAACAUCGACAUCUACGACGUCCGCUGCGGCCCCGGCCACGGCAUCAGCAUCGGCAGCCUCGGCAAGUCCUCCGCCGGCGGCGACGUCAACGAGCUUGUCAGGGACGUCACCGUCUCCCACGCCGUUUUCACCGGCACCCAGAACGGCGUCAGGAUCAAGACCUGGGCGCCGUCGUCGCCCGGCACGGCGGAGAGGCUGAACUUCUACAACGUCGAGAUGCAGAACGUGAAGAACCCCAUCAUCAUCGACCAGCAUUACUGCCCGCAGAGCGACUGCGAUUCCAAGGCGGAGUCUUCGGUUCAGAUCAAGGACGUAACUUUCAGCCGGAUAUGGGGGUGGUCGAGCUCCAAGGCGGCGGUGAAUCUACAGUGCAGCGAGGCGGUGCCGUGCCAGAACGUGAAGCUGAUCGACAUAAAUCUGGGGUACAAGGGGCCUGGUGGUGGGAAGGCAACAUGCAUUCAUGAGAAUGUCAGAGGUCGACAGUCUGGUCGUCUGAUGAACCCUCGUUGCGCUUGAGUUCUUUAAUCCAUAACUGUGCAUUAUGAUUUGAUUUCAAUUUUGUUUCCCAAUUCCCAUCAUCUUGGAAAGAUUACUGUAAA